Messenger RNA from Microbotryum saponariae, 6604 nucleotides. The record is from the annotation of a GenBank genome assembly. Lineage: Eukaryota; Fungi; Basidiomycota; Microbotryomycetes; Microbotryales; Microbotryaceae.
AUGGUCGCCUCGUGCCCGCCUCGUUCGUCCUGGAAUCAUCGACUGUCGUGUUGAGCGAUCGCCAUGGCCACCGAGCGCGACACGUCCUGCGCCGCUGCCGAAGACGGCCCGCCGUCCCCUUCCGCCAAUCCGACCCCGGCCGAGCACGGCCAACUCCGACCGACCCGGCCGCGCGAAACCGCCUAAGUCCGCCCGCCGCCCAACUCAUUCCGCACCGUCACCGCCUCGCCGCACGGUAGACUUCCUUCUGGGGGGGAUAGUGUCAGGAGCACAGCCUGCACUGCCAUCAAUACUCGAAGGAAGUCUCCCAAGUUUGCGGCCGGAGUCGACAUCAGCUACCGGUUUGUUCGUUGCAAGCAUUGUCGGCGCGAUGGUGUAGUCGUGAGGGCGCGCGGGCGCGCACUCAGUGGUCGAGGGUUCGAUCCGCCCGGAGCGUGAUCUGCCUUUUGGUUUCUUUUCCUUUUUGUUAUCCGAGGCCCGGCUUCGGGGUUUUUACCGGUGCCUUGCAGGCAAUCCUUUUUACCCCUGAAGCGACCUCGUGGUGUAGUUAUUUGAUUCAGUCUUUCCUUCGCUCGGAGCACUUCCCUCCUUUUGCUUUUGCCACCCUUCCCCUAGAGCUUGGUCCACUCAUUAUCAUGACUCGUACCCUCCCUCUUUUUACCCAUUUCGCUGGCAAUUAAGUCCGUUACACUUGAUUUGCUGCGAAGCCUUCCGACCGAAUCCACUCCUCGGUUGCUCUCGGUCGACUGCCGCCGCCCAGCCGACUCGACCUUCCCAUCGGCCUGGUCAGCUAUUUCUUGGAUCGUUUGCCCUUCCUCUUUUGUCCGACCUCGUUGGCCACCAUAGUCCGGUACACUGGACUUGCUGCGAGCCUUGCAGCCGCGUAUCCUCCGCGGUUGCCUCUCGGUCGACUUCCGCCGCCCAGCCGACUCGACCUUCCCACCGGCCUGGUCAGCUAUUUCUUGGAUCGUUUGCCCUCCCUCUUCUGUCCGACCUCGUUGGCUACCAUAGUUCGGUACACUGGACUUGCUGCGAACCUUGCAGCCGCGUAUCCUCCGCGGUUGCCUCUCGGUCGACUGCCGCCGCCUCGGUCGACACCCCCUUCGCUCCUUCGCGCUUUCGCGCGCUCUCUCGCUCUCUCCCUCGUCUCUCGCGUGUAGUCAUCGUCAUCCCCUCCGACGUUGCCUGUCACAAAACUUGGCUAGCCGAGGUUGAACUCGAGACGGGUGCGACGCUGAAGGUCCUCCGAACCGACAACGGUGGCGAAUACUGUUCGAGAGCGUUCACAGAGUUCUGCAAGACACGAGGCACCCGUCGACAAUACUCUAUCCCACGCACGCCUCAACAGAACGGUCGUGCAGAGCGGGUCAAUCGUUCCAUUGUCGAAGGCGUCCUUGCCCUCCUUGUCGACGCCCACCUACCCAAGACAUUCUGGGAGGAGGCUGCAGCUUAUUUCGUUUACUGCAAGAACCUGUGUCAACACGCGGCCCUGGACAAGGCAACACCAAACUCCGUCUGGCAGGGUGACCACACCACUGCCUCGGCGCUUCACCCGUUCGGCUGUACAGCUUGGCUUACGGUCGCGCCCGAACUUCGCUCCAAACUCGACCCGAAGGCGGUUCGCGUUUUUUUCACCGGCUACGACCUGGCUUCAAAAGCCUUUCGCUUCUACGACACUACAACACAGAAGAUUAUACUUGGCAGAAAUGCCACGUUCCUCGACACUGAAUUCCCCGGAUUACAUGGCGACCCCACUGAGCAAGACGGCGACACGCACUUCGCCAGCGCUCCCACCACCGAAUCUCAAACCGUUGUCAAGACAUGGACCCCACUAGUAAGGUCGGCGCACAUGGACGUCUCAUCCCCCCUUGAUGAUUCUGCCAUGAGCGCCGUUGACGUGGCCCCAGGGUACACUGGCGGAACCUUACUUAACUUCACAGAUGCCGAAUCGUCCUCGUCACCGUCGCCUGCGUCGCCCUCAUCACCGUCGUCUGCGCCAUCGCCUGCACUUUCACCAUCGUCGGCUGCGUCAUCGUCACCCUCGGCCUUACCGACCGACUCUGAAGACUCCGCCGAUCCCCUCGACCUCCUCGGCUCACAGCCCCAGGUUCGCCUCGAUCUACAGGACGUGCACCACCCAGACUUCAGCACGUACCGCGAGCCCGCAUCGGCUGAGGAGUCGCCCGACGAACUCGACCUCAUUGGGCGCCACUCUCGCGACGAAUCUCCGGACGAAAUCGAUUUCCUCACCCGACACCACCGCGCCUUCAUCGCCAUCGACGACGACACCUCUGACACAGAGGCAAUUCAGCCAGUCAAGUCCAUCACGAGCGACCCACAGACCUGGCGCGAGGCGAUGUCUAGCGACAAGCGUGAAGUAUGGGCCAAAGCCGCCACCGACGAGUUCACCUCCAUGCGCGACGACUUCAAGGUCUUCACCAUCGAGGACCGAGCCACGGUGCCCGCGGGUGCGACUAUCGUUACAUCCAAGUUCGUCUGGAAAACGAAACGGAACGCACUCGGCGAAGUCACUGGACACAAGGCAAGGCUGGUCGCGCAAGGCAAUCGGCAACGCGACGGCAUCGACUUCAACGAAACGUUCGCACCGGUCGCACGCUUCUCCUCGAUACGCUCACUCCUCGCGCUGGCGGCCGCCAACGGCUUGCACGUGCACCAGGCGGACAUCGACAAAGCAUAUCUGCAUGGCGACCUUGACCACGACAUCUGGAUGACGGCACCGCGCGGCUUCGACCUUCCCAGCGACAAGGUGCUUCGCCUGCGACGCUCCAUCUACGGGCUCAAACAGGCUGGCCGAAUCUGGAAUCGACACAUCGACGCUUCGCUUCGGGCCCUCGGUUACACGGCGACGGGCACCGACCACUGCGUAUACUCUUGGCUCGAUGAUCGUCAAUGUCCACACUACAUCGCACUGUACGUCGACGACCUCCUGAUGAUCAGCCCGGAACUGGCCGAAAUCGAACGUGUCAUCUCAGGCCUGGACCAACGCUACGGAGUCAAGCGCCUCGGCCCGGCCGAGUAUAUCCUCGGCAUCCAGAUCAGGCGGUUCGACGACGGCUCUAUCGCCCUAUCCCAGGAACGGUACAUCAUGGACGUGCUCGCUCGGUUCCACUUCGACACCACGACUCGCGGCACUACAGUUCCGAUGACUCCCGGCCUUUCGCUCACUGCUAUCCCGGGUCAAGGCACCGAACGGAUCAGGUCAUGGUAUCUGCAGGCUAUCGGCUCGCUCCUCUACAUUUCGCUCGGUACCCGCCCUGACAUCGCCUUCGCCGUGUCCUACCUGGCCCGCUUCGCCAACAACCCCGGUCGUCGUCAUUGGAUUGCGGUCAAGCACAUCCUACGCUAUCUCCGGGCCACGUAUCGCAACGAACUCGUGUAUGCUCGCGGCCAGGCUCGCAUCACGGGUGUGGUAGGCUACUCCGACGCGAACUGGGGGGCCUGCAUCGACACAUCGGUGUCCACCAUGGGCUACGUCUUCUACAUCGCUGGCUCGGCCGUGUCCUGGUCGUCCAAACGCCAGUCUCGAGUUGCCGAUUCGACCACCGACGCUGAAUACCUCGCCCUCUCGCAUGCUGGCAAGGAAGGGAUUUACCUCAGUCAGCUGCUCGAAGAGCUCCAUGUACAACCUGUUGCACCGGCUCACAUCUUUACUGACAACGAAGCCGCUGCUGCAGUUGCUCACGAUCCUGUCCGCGUCUCUGGCACUCGGCACAUACGCUUGCGUGAGCACUUCGUUCGGGACAUGGUGAAUCGGGGCGACAUCUCUCUCUCGCAUGUGGGUACCAGCGACAUGGUGGCCGACAUCUUCACCAAGGCUCUCGGCCCAAAGGUCUUCUCAACGCACUGCUACGCCCUCGGCCUUCGCACUCGACACCCGCGGCUUGGGUCUGCCUCGCAUUCGCGUGGGGGGGGGUGUGAAGAGUCCACUCUCAGCUCGACAGGGGCGCCUCGGUCGUUGCGCGCACUUGCUAGCCCGCCCCCGGCGGUGGGGACUUAGACGCGCGCGACUGCCUCAGCGCGCCAGCGCCGGCGGAUUCAUGCGCGCGCCCGCUAGCCCGCCCCCUUGCGGUGGGGACUUAGGCGCGCCGGCGAUUUCACCCGCGGCUGACUUAGGGAUGUACAUUGUCACGCGCCUGGGACUAUCCCAGCGUGGCCCCCCCCUUUCUGUUUCUUAGCUUCCUUCUCAUCACUUCUGUUCGACUCUCAACCUCUCCUGACAGUAGUGGUGAACGUCUCAUAGGUACGCUGAAAUAGAUCACUUCUGUUCGACUCUCAACCUCUCCUGACAGUAGUGGUGAACGUCUCAUACGCCCCUGCCGUCAAGACGAGGACCCCACUAGUAAGGUCGGCGCACAUGGACGUCUCAUCCUCCCUUGAUGAUUCUGCCAUGAGCGCCGUUGACGUGGCCCCAGGGUACACUGGCGGAACCUUACUUAAUUCCACAGAUACCGAAUCGUCCUCGUCACCGUCUCCUGAGCCGUCCUCGUCACCGUCGCCCACAAACCCUUUGUCACCGUCGCCUGCGCUGUCACCGUCGUUGGCAGCGUCAUCGUCACCCUCGGUCUCACCGACCGACUCUGACUACUCCGCCGACCCUCUGGACCUCAUCGGCUCACAGACCCCGACUCGCCUUGGCCCACCGGACGUGCACCGCCCAGACUUCAGCACGUACCGUGAGCCCGCAUCGGCUGAGGAGUCGCCCGACGAACUCGACAUCAUUGGGCGUCACUCGCGCGAUGAAUCGCCGGAUGAAAUCGAUUUCCUCACCCAACACCACCGCGCCUUCAUCGCCACAGACGACGACGACCCCACCCUCGACGCCAUCGAGCCCGUCAAAUCGAUCACUAGCGACCCCCAGACCUGGCGCGAAGCAAUGUCCAGCGACGAGCACAACAUCUGGGCUGAGGCCGCCGCCGCCGAGUUCACCGCCAUGCGCGACGACUUCAAGGUGUUCACCAUCGAGCCUCGCUCAUCUGUACCGCCGGGCGCCACCAUCGUCACCUCCAAAUUCGUCUGGAAGACCAAGCGCAACGCAAGCGGUGAAGUCACGGGGCGGAAGGCACGUCUUGUAGCGCAGGGUAACCGACAGCGCGACGGCAUCGACUUCUCAGAAACCUUCGCACCCGUCGCCCGUUUCUCCUCCAUUCGCUGCCUCCUGGCUCUUGCCGCUGCCAAUGGCUACCACGUUCAUCAGGCCGACAUCGACAAGGCUUACCUCCACGGCGAGCUCGAUCAUGAUAUCUGGAUGACGACACCACGCGGUUUCGACUUCCCGAGCGAUAAGGUUCUCCGGCUGCGACGCUCAAUCUACGGUCUCAAGCAGGCCGGUCGCAUCUGGAAUCGUCACAUUGACACAUCACUCAGGAAUCUGGGGUACAAGGCAACAGGCACUGAUCACUGCAUUUACUCUCGCAUUGACGAUCAGCAGCGGCCUCACUAUAUCGCCUUGUAUGUCGACGACCUCCUCAUUGUCAGUCCAGCCCUCGACGAGAUCGAACGUGUCAUCUCCGGCCUUGAACAGCGGUACGGCGUCAAACGACUCGGCCCCGCGGAGUACAUCCUCGGAAUCCAAAUACGCCGCCUGGACGACGGUUCCAUUGCUCUAUCCCAGGAGCGCUACAUCAUGGACGUGCUGGCCCGUUUCCACUUCGACACCACGACACGCGGCACUACGGUGCCGAUGACGCCCGGCCUCUCGCUCACGGCAAUUCCGGGUCAGGGAACGGAGCGCAUUCGUUCGUGGUACCUACAGGCCAUCGGCUCCCUCCUCUACAUCUCCCUUGGCACUCGACCCGACAUUGCCUUCGCCGUCUCGUACCUGUCCCGGUUCGCCAACAACCCCGGCCGCCGCCAUUGGAUUGCCGUCAAACACGUCCUUCGCUACCUUCGCGCCACGUACCGCGAUGAGCUUCUCUAUGCCCGCGGCCCAGCAAAAGUCACGGGUGUGGUUGGUUAUUCUGAUGCGAACUGGGGCGCCUGCGUCGACACAUCCAUUUCAACGAUGGGCUACGUAUUUUACUUGGCAGGCGCCGCUGUCUCUUGGUCGUCGAAGCGUCAGACUCGGGUAGCGGAUUCCACCACUGAUGCCGAGUACCUGGCCUUGUCGCACGCGGGUAAGGAAGCGAUCUACCUUAACCAACUCCUCUCCGAGCUCCACGUUUGCCCAAUCGCUGCAGCUCACAUCUUCACCGACAACGAGGCCGCGGCCGCCGUCGCUCACGACCCCGUUCGCACCUCCGGCACCCGGCACAUUCGCCUCCGCGAGCAUUUUGUCCGUGACAUGGUCAAUCGAGGUGAUAUCUCUCUCUCACACGUUGGCACAGCAGACAUGGUUGCGGACGUAUUCACCAAAGCGCUAGGCCCCAAGAUUUUUGGUACACAUUGCUAUGCUCUAGGCCUCCGGACGCGACAUCCACGGCUCAAGUCUACCUCGCGUUCGCGUGGGGGGGGGUGUGAGGAAUCCACUCUCCGCUCGGCUCAGGACUUAGGCGCGCGGAGCGAACCGGGCGCGGACUUAGGCGCGCGGAGUGAGCCGGGCGCCCCGGCCCAGGACUUAGGCGCGCGAAGCGAGCCUGGGACUUAG